AUGACGGUACAGGAGUAUCUCGAUCGCCACAAGCUGUCGCUGCGGAUAGAGGAGGCCGUCAAUGCGGCCGUGCGGGCGAAAACCGACGAACCAAUCGCAUUCAUAGCGCGCCAUCUGCAGCGCGCAGCCCCGUCGGUGAUUCUGAGCGUCAAGGGGCGCAUGGUGCUGGAUGCGAGAGGGGAGCCCACAGUGGAGGCGGAGGUGGGCUCACACAGGGGCAAGUUCCGCGCCUCUGUUCCCACCGGCGUUACAUCUGGCAUCUAUGAAGCAGUGGAAGUGAGGGAUGGGGACGAGGGGGAAUUCUUCGGGAGGGGCGUGCAGCGGGCGGUGGGGAAUGUGAUUGAGGUGAUUGCAGCAGCGGUGGUGGGGAGGGACCCGCGCGAGCAGGGCGAGAUUGACCGGCUUAUGGCGGCCGAGCUUGAUCAGACAGACAACAAGGUGGGUGGGGGGACGCGGUGA
This is a messenger RNA of Closterium sp. Naga37s-1, 459 nucleotides long. The record is from the annotation of a GenBank genome assembly. NCBI's taxonomy places the organism in Eukaryota, Viridiplantae, Streptophyta, Zygnematophyceae, Desmidiales, Closteriaceae.